CACUCUGAGUUGACAGACCGUGCGCGUCCUCCGGCGAGCUCGCAAGGGCUAUGUGAUUCGGAAAAACAGUGUAUAUAAAUACAAAUAUUUCUAAUAAACAAUUCGAUUUAUAAUCUAGUGUUAUGCACGAGUGCGUUUUCAAGUGAAUAGUUUGUAGUUGUGUUAUCUUGUUGGACAUUAUUUGGCAGCGUGGAUUUUAUGUGAUAACAAUAAUUAGGAUAUUAUAUUCCUCGAAUGACUCGGCAUUGACUACGUAGCGUCUGCGUACCUACCUACAUGAAAGAAGCGAUAUUCAGUUAGAUAACACCUCGGUGAAUUGACGCGUGUGAUGUUAUAAAGAAACAUGAGUGAAUUAGGUGGAGUAGAUCGGUCGGCAAGGCCGGGCGCGGGGGGUUGAGGGGGUCGAGGGGGUCGAGCGAUGCUGGUGCGAGGGUGCGCGGCUGGCGACCUGCGGAGCUCCAUCGCGGAGCGCACCAAGGCGUUGGCGGCCAAGUGCCAUGCUCUGCGGUCGCCGGCCCGCGACCAUCGCAGCCUGGAGCGCCGCCGCACCAGAUACCGCAAGUCCCAGACGCGAUGGUAUGUGAAGCAGCCGACAUGGCGGUUAUGGGGCGAGGAGCGCGUGGAUGGUGCCAUAUAUACAGUCUAUUUGAAGAAAGUGCGCUACCAUCGUCCCACCCGUUGCGCUUCUAGUGAAUCAGAUGAUGAGAUCUCUCACUUGGAGUGGGAGACGGUGCGUGUGAGGUUCGUGAAGGCGGGCACCGUCGAGCGGCUGGUGGAGGCGCUGGCCACCGACGACGGGGAGCUCGAGUCCACAUACGUCAAUGUCUUCCUCGCUACAUACCGAUCAUUUGCUGAGUGCAGCAGAGUUCUGGACCUGCUCCUGCGCAGGUACGAAGCCCUAGCCGCCGAGGAUGUGUCGUCAGCGGGUGAUACCUCACAGCAGCACAGAAAGACUCUGGUGGCAUGUCUCCACGUUUGGUUGGACACCUACCCGGAGGACUUUCGCCAGCCCCCGCACCAUCCCGCACUGCAGCAGCUUCUCGCCUUUACACAGCUUCAUUUGCCUGGCUCUGAGCUACAUUCGAAGGUGUUACAGAAGCUAGCAUUUUUCAGUGCCGAUCGCAAUGGCAGCUCCGCUGGCGGCGGCGCGGGGGUGUGCCUGGCGCCCGGCAUGCGCCUCCCCGCACACCUCACCAGCGCUUACCGUCUGCCUCACGUUCCCCACCGCCAUUUUGCCGAGCAACUCACUCGAAUGGACAUGGAACUAUUUAAGAAAGUCGUGCCCCAUCAAUGCUUAGGAGCGGUCUGGUCUCGCAGGGACAAGGAUAGAUCGCACGACGCCGCGACCGUCCUAGCUACGGUCAACCAGUUCAAUGCCGUGUCCUUCCGUGUCAUAUCGACCGUCCUAGUCGAACCGAAUCUCAGGCCCCUGGAGAGAUCGGACAUACUCGCCGCCUGGCUCGACAUAGCCCGAGAGCUGAGGGUACUGAAAAACUUCUCGUCGUUGAAAGCUAUCAUUUCGGGUCUGCAGAGCAAUCCCGUUUAUAGACUGAAAAAAACUUGGGCUCUCCUAUCCAAGGAGAAGGCCGAGCUAUUCGAGGAGCUGGCUAGAAUAUUCAGCGAAGACAAUAACAGGUGGGCCCAACGCGAGCUUCUAAUGCGAGAGGGUACCGCAAAAUUCGCGGACACGGUCGGCGAAAACGAUAGACAUUUGCAAAAAUUAUUGCACGAGCGAGGGUCUCCCGGGGUCAGUCACGGAACGAUACCCUACUUGGGGACUUUCCUGACGGACCUGACGAUGAUCGACACGGCGAUCCCCGAUACCGUAGGCGAAGGUCUCAUCAAUUUCGAUAAAAAAAGAAAGGAAUUCGAAGUUUUGGCCCAAAUAAAACUGCUGCAGGGCGCCGCCAACGCCUACCACUUGGCCACCGACCCGAUGUUCGACAGAUGGUUCGAUUCCGUUCUAGUUCUCGACGACAAGGAGGCGGACAAGCUGUCGUGUCAAAUCGAGCCGCCCACGAACGUCCCCAAGGAGCGCCGUCCCAAAAAGUCGAGUGAGAAUAAUGGGAACUGCCAUAGAAAGAACGACUCCAUCGCGAGCACCAGCUCCAGUAACAGCUCACAGUUUUACUGCGAGACCGACGGCGGCGGGCUCGCCAAGAGGGACAGCCUGGAGAGGCGAAUAUCUCCGACGAGGCUCUCCCACGGCUCCUCGUCGUCGUCGAUACCCUCGCUAGACGUCUCGCUGUCGAGCGCGAACAGCGGACAGAAGGGGGCGAACGGCAAGGGCGUCGGGAUCAGUCCGGCUCACAACAGGAGCGGGCCAGACUUUUAUAUAAUUCGUGUCACGUACGAAACCGAUAACGUCGAGACGGACGGCGUGGUGCUGUACAAGUCUAUAAUGCUAAGCAACAACGAGCGCACGCCGCAGGUGAUACGCAACGCGAUGCUGAAACUAAAUCUCGACGGCGAUCCCGAUACAUACACGCUAGCACAGGUGUUGCCGGAAAGAGAAAUGGUAUUGCCGGCGAACGCGAACGUAUACUACGCAGUGAACACGGCGUACAACCUGAACUUCAUCCUGCGGCCGCGGCGGAGCGGACAGGGCGAGGCGCUCGCGAACGGCAAGGCGCGCGGCAAGCGGAGUUGAUCGUGUCCCCCCGACGCCGUCGACGCCGUCGCGGCAUUGUUCUGUGGGUUUUUACCUUGUAGUGUAAUAUGAUUGCCAUGUGACCUGAUUGUAGACAAUGUGCGCGUAUUCGUUUUUGUGAAUGCAAUUUACUAAACAUAUUGCUUUACUGCCGAUAACAUCUCGAACAUUUGAAUUUUACACUGUUACUGCUUCUUAUUCGACUGAAUACUGAUAUUGUGCUUAGUUAUUCGUAAACACUAACGACCGCACUCGGAGAUAUUUUAUAAUUUAAUUAAGUUUAACCAUGUUAAUAAUUCAAGACGU
This is a messenger RNA of Aricia agestis (brown argus), 2956 nucleotides long. RefSeq names its product ral guanine nucleotide dissociation stimulator (gene Rgl). The record is from RefSeq and is a predicted model, not a curated record. The coding region runs from base 419 to 2650 and encodes 743 amino acids. Gene Ontology annotation, cellular component: plasma membrane. Gene Ontology annotation, biological process: positive regulation of GTPase activity; Ras protein signal transduction. Lineage: Eukaryota; Metazoa; Arthropoda; Insecta; Lepidoptera; Lycaenidae. The transcript is spliced from 8 exons. Gene Ontology annotation, molecular function: guanyl-nucleotide exchange factor activity.